Telopea speciosissima is the source of this 1089-nucleotide messenger RNA. RefSeq lists its product as uncharacterized. Lineage: Eukaryota; Viridiplantae; Streptophyta; Magnoliopsida; Proteales; Proteaceae. Bases 199 to 801 code for a protein of 200 amino acids. The record is from RefSeq and is a predicted model, not a curated record. The transcript is spliced from 6 exons.
ACAAGCGCCAUUGAAAAGCUCCUUCGAACUUAACGUUCGAAUCCACGCCUCACGGCCAGCGUCUAAUGCUUUUGUUUACCUGCUUCCUCUGGACUUCCGCUCCUCAAUUUCAUAAAAACCCUUCCAUCCGAUUCUUCAUUGUUUCCCUAUAAAGUAAAAUUAAGUGUUCUUCGAUCUUACUUCUCUGUUGUGUCACGCAUGGCGGCUCCUCCUUGCAAUGAGGAUCAAGGUGACUACAACAUUUCAGUUGUUUCUAAAAGAGGGGAUACGAAUCAGCAGUGCCCUUCAAAAUUUUCUUUCUUGAGCUUCUUAGAAGUUCCCUAUACAUCUGAAAGUGAAUCAAGCUUGGAUAAUGAUUGGAAUAGCAUGAACUGUGUUGGUUUUGAGAUGGAAAGUGCAGCUAGAUGUUCCUCAUGCAGUGUGAAUAUAGAUAUUACAGAGGAAAUCUUGGGAAUACCUAAAACCAAAGAACAAAGUGAUCAUUGUUCAGUAAAACCUGAGAGUUCUCAAACUAGGGCAUCCCAGAGAAAGAUUGGCAUACAAAUAGGUGGCAAGAUCAUGCAGCUUUUACUGAAUCAAAGCCUAAUUUUACUGCAGUCCUCUUUAAGAGCAGACAAAUCAGUGACCGAGGGAGCUCAUGAUACACCUAGUAGCAGAUGGCGGAGAUAUAAACGUGCUGCCUCACUAGAUUCAAGAAAAGUUGUUAUUUUUUUCUCAGUACUGUCAAGCAUGGGAACACUGUUAUUGAUAUACUUGACACUUAGGGUGAAACAGAUUGCUGAUGGGGUAGUUCAUGCCUAGUGGUGACACUUGGAGUGAAACAGAUUGGUAAUGAGCUAGUUCAUGCCUAGUGUGGGUGCUCCAUGUUUUGUUUCUCGUGGUUGUUGGUAUAGUCUCUCCCUCUCCCUCUCUCUCACACGCACAUUGGCAGUUAAUGUACAUAUGCCCACAUUCAAGUUAGUGUCCUCUUUUCUGCAACUCUUGAUUUUCUGUCAUUUCCUGGACCUUGUUUAUUAUGGUACUAUCUGUUGAUUCUAUUGCUUGUGGUCUGUUGAGGCUCAGGAAAAUGGAAAGGAAAAUACUGUUUUU